This is a messenger RNA of Prorocentrum cordatum, 1566 nucleotides long. Lineage: Eukaryota; Dinophyceae; Prorocentrales; Prorocentraceae. The record is from the annotation of a GenBank genome assembly.
AUGGGAUCCUUGAAGCGCUCGCGCGAGGGGGAGCUCAAGCUGGCGACGCCUGGGGGUGCCCAUGGCGACGCGGAGUUGCCGACCAGGUGGCUGGACCUCAAGCUGGCAACGCGGGAGAACACGGCAAAGUACGGCUUCUUCAUCGACGACACGGUCGUAAACCCUGGCCUGGGGAUUCCUUUCUACAAGACGGUCCUCGAGGGCGCAAACUACAAGGAGGCCACCUGGAAGGACCAGUGCUGUGUGCGCACCUCGCAGAUCCACUGGCGCGAGGACCAUACCGUCACGUGGCUGGAGCGGCACAUGGAGAUGACGCAGGGCUUCCUCGUGCUCGGCAGCAACCCUGGCCUGUUCGUGCUCGGCGAGCCGACGCACGACAGAGAGGACCUUGACGAGAAGCACCGGGCCUUGCCAGACCCGCAGCGCAUAGAGGCCGUGAUAGUGCCGCCCGGCCACGGCAUCAUCAUCAAGAAGGGCACUUGGCACGAUUUCCCUGUGUCCUGCGGGCCUCCCGUAUCUGCCUUCAUCAUCAACACUGAGGAGGUGGUGGCCGCAUUGGCCUCGAUGGCCGCCCCGGCGCCCAUGGACCACGGCGACUGCUACAAGCUCCGGCUGGCAGAACACUUCGACUUCAAGUGGAAGUUCCGCGACCCGCGCCCCUUUGUGCGAGAGAUGGGCCUCGUGUCGGCCCCCAUCGCGCAGCCGAGGAUGGGCACGCAGGGGUACGGUGUCGACAUGGAGCGCCAGGAGGUCCGUGCUGGCUGGGGCGGCUCCACGAAGGUCUUCGUGGUGCCUGUGGUGAACGUCGAGGUCUUCGUGCCUGGCUCCGGGGGGCCCGGUAUCCAGCCACACCUGCAGUCGACGCCCGAGAUCGCCAACAAGGGCUGGAGGGACUACGGCAACCGUAGGGGACUGCAGCGCCUGGUCCGGACCUUCAAGGCCCUCGGCGUUCCCGCCACGGCGGUCAUCAACAGCGAGGCCGUUCAGCUAGACGCGGUGUCCGCCGCCCUCAAGGAAUCCGGCUGGGACCUCGGCGCUCACGGCAUCAACAACUCCUCUGGGAACGCGGGGAUGGACCGCAGGGGCGAGGAGGCCGCCUUUGGCAAGUGCCUGAGCGACCUGGAGGCAUCCCUCGGCAGCCGGCCGCGCACGUGGCUCACUCCGCAGUUCUCGGUCACGGAGCGCACCCCCGAGAUUGCAGCGGCGUCGGGCGUGCACGUCCUCCUGGACUUCGUGGACGACGACGUGCCGUACGACCUCGUCCACAGGCCCACCGGCAGGCGCAUGUUGUGCGUGCCCUACUGCAUGGAGACGAACGACUUCUCCCUGGUCCUUACCAAGAACCUCGACCCCAGGCAGUACGCCCAGGCCAUCGAGGACCACGUGCGGCAGCUGGCGACGGAGCCGGGCGACGCGAAGGUCGUGUGCCUCGGCAUGCACACCUUCGUUGCCGGCACGCCCGCGCGCACGUUGGCGCUCUCGGAGAUGUUUGGCCGCCUGAAGGAGUGCCCUGGGGUGGCCUUCGCCACCGCGGCGCAGGUGCACGACCUGGUGCGGAAGGGCUGA